This is a messenger RNA of Lolium perenne, 567 nucleotides long. RefSeq lists its product as uncharacterized. The record is from RefSeq and is a predicted model, not a curated record. Lineage: Eukaryota; Viridiplantae; Streptophyta; Magnoliopsida; Poales; Poaceae.
AUGGACUCUGACGAGGAGGAGGAGCAGAUGUGCGCCGAGAUUUUUUUAAUAAGAAAUGGCAACCGCCACCCAAGACGAGGAGCACAUGCUGAUCCUAACUUGCCUGUCCGGCUUGUACGCCGAGUCGGCCAUUGGUCACCGUGGUGGGUCGGCACCAGGAUGAGUCGGAAGCUCUUCCUGAAAAUUGUGUAUGCCCUUCGAGAGUACGACUCCUAUUUCAGAUGCAAGUUGGAUUGCACCAGCAUGAUAGGGUUCUCCGCCCUCCAAAAGUGCACGGAGGCUAUGCGGAUGCUGGCAUAUGGAGCUCCUGGUGAUUGUACCGAUGACUAUCUUCGAAUGGCGGAGCCCACCGCCCUUAAUUGUUUCUACCGGUUCUGCAGGGCAGUGAUAGCACUGUUCGGGGACAUCUACUUGAGAUCACCCACUUGCUCGUCGAUCUUCUUCAAGCUUGUUGAGGGUCAUGCUCCUCUGGUUAACUUUGUGAUCAAUGGCCAGCAAUACAACAAGGGAUACUAUCUUGCAGAUGGUAACUAUCCAAAGUGGGCAACAUUUGUGAAGACUAUCUAA